AGCUCGGACGCCGGUGUGCGUCAACACUGGGGGCGUGGCCUGACUGCGCGGCCGGACGCCAGCGCCAUGGAGGAGUACGCUCGGGAGCCUUGCCCAUGGCGAAUUGUGGAUGAUUGCGGAGGAGCCUUCACUAUGGGUGUCAUCGGUGGUGGAGUCUUCCAGGCCAUCAAGGGUUUCCGCAAUGCCCCUGUUGGAAUUCGGCACCGGUUGAGAGGCAGUGCCAACUCUGUGAGGAUCCGAGCCCCCCAGAUUGGAGGUAGCUUUGCAGUGUGGGGGGGCCUGUUCUCCACCAUAGACUGUGGCCUGGUGCGGCUUCGGGGCAAGGAGGAUCCUUGGAACUCUAUCACUAGUGGAGCAUUGACCGGGGCUGUGCUGGCUGCCCGCAGUGGUCCAUUGGCUAUGAUGGGCUCAGCGAUGAUGGGGGGCAUCCUGUUGGCCCUCAUUGAGGGUGUUGGCAUCCUCCUCACUCGCUACACCGCCCAGCAGUUCCGAAAUGCACCCCCAUUCCUGGAGGACCCCAGCCAGCUGCCCCCUAAGGAUGGCACUCCAGCCCCAGGCUAUCCCAGCUAUCAGCAGUACCACUGAGGAAGCCACUGCCACCGUGGGAGCUGCUUCUCAGUUCCCUCCCCGAUGAUCUACCUCGAAGGGAGGGCUGGCUCCCAGUUAGCCCUGGGACCCUCCAGAGAGGGCUUCUACUCUGCUCCCUAGUCCCAGGGUGGGGGUGGGGCACGCCAGCUGCCCUGACAGAUGGGUCCCCUUUUUCUCUCUCAGGGCACCCCAGCCUCACACUCACAUGUACCACGUUCUCACCCCAGCUCCUUUGUGUGGCACCCUGAUAAGUAUUUAAAGCCCGUUUUGAAA
Messenger RNA from Saimiri boliviensis boliviensis (Bolivian squirrel monkey), 861 nucleotides. RefSeq names its product translocase of inner mitochondrial membrane 17B (gene TIMM17B). Gene Ontology annotation, biological process: protein import into mitochondrial matrix. Gene Ontology annotation, cellular component: TIM23 mitochondrial import inner membrane translocase complex. Lineage: Eukaryota; Metazoa; Chordata; Mammalia; Primates; Cebidae. Gene Ontology annotation, molecular function: transmembrane protein transporter activity. The record is from RefSeq and is a predicted model, not a curated record.